CAAAGGCAGAAGUUUUAUUUGCGGGUUUUUUCGUUAAAGCAACUGUUAAAUAUUGAAUAUUAUGAAGUGUGUCCGAUAUUUGAUGCCAUUGAUACAAGCAUCUCGAAUAACGAUUUCGAAUUGUGAUUGUAAGCGCACAGCCUCCAGUACCACGCGCAUCUGUGCAACAGUAGCUGCCGUAGCUUUUACAUCGGCUCAAUUGUAAAUAGUUAAUGAAUGCACAGCGCACGCACCUGUAUUAUUAAUUGCAUGCACACGCAUACACAUUCUCGAACUAUACAUGACUUGUAGUUGCCUUAUUGAGUGCCAAAAUAUAAAUCUUUCUACUUACUAAACAUAUGUACCUGUUUUUGCAUCGUGUAAUCGUGUAAAGUGUUCAAAUAUAAAUACAUACGUACUUACAUACAGUGACAGUGAAAAUCGUGACACCUUUUGUAACGAUCAUCGUCUAUGUGAUUAAUCAACUGAGAAUCGAAAACCACAAACAAAAUGCAUAUUUUACACCGGACCAAUGAUCAUCAGUUCGAGGAUCAAAAAUUCAUGAUGGAACGUCUAAGUGGUCAUGGUAGUCUGGGUUUGUCCAGUAGUAGCCCAGCGUAUACAACCCAUUCAGGAGGCCAUUCAGGUAGAGGGGGGCCAGCAUCGGGACACAGUGGGCACAGUGGCACCCAUGGAUCGGCAGCUACUAUGCAUCAUCAGUCACUGCAGUCCGAUUUUCAGCCUCCAUAUUUUCCGCCACCAUUUCAUCACUCAGCUCAAAGCCCUCCUCAGCAACAGAUUUCUGACUAUUUGCAGAAUCAUGGAGCUCUUGAGUAUUUGGGCACGGAUCCAUACGGACAACCCUUGUCCUCGUUGCAUCAUGCUCCACUUCACCACUACAAUCAGUUGGCCGGCCUUAGAUCGACACAAGAUCAACUGGGUAUUCAUAGGACUCACAGAGAUGCUGAACUACAAGGACAUGUUACCCAACUGUCGCAUGGGUUUCCAUAUACGGAGAGAAGAAGUGACUAUGGAAGCGCAAUAUCAGCAGGAGCAGCCCAUGGAACCAGACUUGGACAUGAGCAUGAAUCAUUAGCCUUGCAUCAAGCUCUUCAAAACGCCGUUGAUGACGUUCAAGCUCCUGCCCUGGAUGACAAUGUUGCUUUUAUGUCAGAUUUACCUCUUAUAAAAAGUAUGAAAAGUGGGAAAGAAUCUGGUAACCUAGGCAGUGGCUCUCCAAGCGAGGUAUUUUGUGCAGUCCCUGGACGGCUCAGUCUUCUUUCGAGUACUUCAAAAUAUAAGGUUACAAUCGCGGAAGUCCAACGCCGAUUGUCACCACCGGAAUGUUUGAAUGCCUCUUUAUUAGGUGGAGUACUAAGAAGGGCGAAGAGCAAGAACGGAGGUAGACUCUUGAGGGAAAAGCUUGAAAAAAUUGGACUCAAUCUACCAGCCGGACGACGGAAAGCUGCAAAUGUCACCUUGCUGACCUCCUUAGUCGAAGGAGAAGCAACACACUUGGCCAAAGACUUUCACUUUGUUUGCGAAACUGAGUUCCCAGCUAGGCAACUGGCAGAGUACAUUGUGCGCCAUCAAACCGAACCUCAGGAUUCAUACAGGCGUAAGGAACUCAUACUUCACUCCCAGCAGAUAACAAAAGAAUUGAUGCAAAUAUUAAGUCAAGAUCGAACCACACACUUUGGUACCAGGUCUCAGCAUUUAUUAGAACCAUCAAUGCAACGACACUUGACACAUUUCUCCUUGAUCACGCAUGGUUUUGGCUCUCCCGCAAUAAUUGCCGUGCUGCACGCUUUUCAGACCUUUUUGAAUGAAUCAUUGAACUAUUUGGAAAAAUUAUAUCCUUCCAAUGGGGGCGGCAUGGUAUCAUCCUCUCUGGACAAAAGCAAAAUUGACAACGAUAAAAAAUGAUAGACUAUCUAGCAACAAAAAAGCAAC
Drosophila busckii is the source of this 1932-nucleotide messenger RNA. It is a transcript of the gene TfAP-2, whose product is annotated as transcription factor AP-2-epsilon. Bases 490 to 1905 code for a protein of 471 amino acids. Gene Ontology annotation, molecular function: RNA polymerase II transcription regulatory region sequence-specific DNA binding; DNA-binding transcription factor activity, RNA polymerase II-specific. Lineage: Eukaryota; Metazoa; Arthropoda; Insecta; Diptera; Drosophilidae. The transcript has 8 exons. Gene Ontology annotation, biological process: regulation of transcription by RNA polymerase II; regulation of cell population proliferation; anatomical structure development. Gene Ontology annotation, cellular component: nucleus. The record is from RefSeq and is a predicted model, not a curated record.